Molecule: messenger RNA, 867 nt
Organism: Ipomoea triloba (trilobed morning glory)
Lineage: Eukaryota; Viridiplantae; Streptophyta; Magnoliopsida; Solanales; Convolvulaceae
Product: universal stress protein PHOS32-like
Exons: 4
Coding region: 142-636 (164 amino acids)
Source: RefSeq, a predicted model, not a curated record
GGAGUGGCGUUAUUCGCUAAGAAGCACAAGAACUUUACCGUCUCUCUCUAUCAUUCGGUUGCUUUCAAUAUUCGCACGCUAACAGCUCUCCGCAACUGCGAUCUUCUCUACAGAGCAAAGCAGAUAAUCGAGGGGAAGACAAUGGUGAAGGACAGGAAGGUCGGAGUGGCCAUGGAUUUCUCAAAGAGCAGCGAAGCGGCGCUGAAAUGGGCCAUUGAUAACCUAGCCUAUAAGGGGGACACUUUCUAUAUCAUCCACAUCAAAUCUCACGCCUCUGAUGAAUCUCGCAAUAUGCUCUGGUCUCAAUCCGGCGCUCCUUUGAUUCCGCUGUCCGAGUUUCGCGAGCCUGAGGUGAUGAAGAAGUACGAUGUUCAGACUAAUAUUGAAGUUCUCGAUUUGCUUGAUACCGCUUCUAGGCAGAAAGAGAUAACCGUUGUUGCAAAAUUGUACUGGGGUGAUGCAAGAGAGAAGCUCUGUGAUUCGAUUGAAGAUCUGAAGUUGGAUUCCUUGGUUAUGGGCAGCAGAGGCCUUAGCACCCUGCAGAGGAUUAUCAUGGGAAGUGUGACCAACUAUGUACUGACAAAUGCAGCCUGCCCUGUGACUGUGGUGAAGCAUCCAGAUUUUCACAAGCACUGAUGGAGGAAGAGAGCUGAUGAAAAGUGAGUUCCAAACAUGAAUAAGAUGGGGAGCUUUUUAUAUUUUAUGUUAAUGUUCUUGUGUGUUUGUACUAUCUAAAGAACAAGUGGUGUUCCUACCCAGAUUGUGUCUGUAUUAGACUUAUAUAGAGUUUAUGGUGUUAAUUUUAUUUCUUUGAGAUGUUUCUCUAUAACUUUUUUUAAAUGUCAUACCAUUUUGUUGUUAUCGGCA